CUCCACUGAUUCCACGCAUGAUUGACAACACAACUCACGUUGGCCCAUGUCAUACCGGUUUUGCUCGUAAAACCGCAUCAUCCUCAAUGCCGUUAUCCGGUAGCCUUCCUAGCCCCAAAUCGAGUCAGCUCUAGAUUGUUCUUUGGGAAACUGGAACAAAUAGUGUCCGCCCUCAGCAACAACAUGUUCUGCCGCAUCUCUUCUGGGAACCAAACACAUCAGUCAAACUUUCCCGCCGGAAUCUGUGGGCCUGACACCUGCGAGAAUGCCAUCCCACAACGACUUUGAAGACGACGCGGCUCGGAGGAGCUAUGUCGGUCCUCAUUCGGGGAAGCACCCAAUCCCAACCAUUCAGGGCUAUCGUGAGCGGAGGAAGGAGCUUGACAGCGAUAACGAGCUGGCAGAGAACUUGCAACAUGAACCCGCGGAUGACUCAAAACCAAAGCGAGCUUUUGACUCGGUAAAAGCCAUCUUCAAUGAUCAAGAUUCACCAAAGUCACACCAUGAUCCGUAUCCGGCAACCAACCGCAAUUACGCGGUUCCGCCUGGCGAAGAGGGGCGGAGUGUUGGGCCAGCGAAUAGCCAGGUUGAGGCUCAACAGGCCAGCCAGUCUGACCUGCAACAAGACGAACCAGACUCACAAAGGAAACCAAAGGGCAGCGGUGACGGCAAGAAGCAAGAAAAAACAGCCACGGAGGCAGCAGCUAGUGCCGUGGAUCCCAAGGAGAAAAGGAAAGUCAUGAAGAAGACCAAGCGACAUGGAGGGGGGCGCGAAGUCACUGACCCAGUCACACAUCUACCAAUUAUAAUCCAUGACCAAACAGAUAAAGACCUCAAUGCAGCACCUGAGAAUGAAGCAGAGCCUGGAACGGACCACUUCACAGCUACUGGACCACAAGGCGCAGCAAAGUCAAGAGACGAGCUCGACGAAGAGCAACUCCGUCUCCAGCGAGGGUUCAAUGGCACUCGGAAGCUUUUUCCGCCUCCUGAUCUCGAGGAUCUGCAAAAAGAGUUGGCCUCGGUUUACCAGCAAGCCGUUUACUGGGGUUUCGUUUUUGUUGGAGUCGCCACUGCCCUAGUAUUCAUCAUCCCAUCUCUCUGGGGACGCUGGUACCCACAGUUAUCAACACUUAUAGGACUCCUUUGCUUCGCCCUUUUGGUUGCUGCCACAGCUUACGGCAUGGGUCAAUGGAUCAACACGAAAGUCAACGCAGUCUUCGAGGACGAGACUUGGGACGCUGCUCGUGCUGAGGAGGAAGAACUUGAUCCAGAGACUGUACUGCCUGAAUCAGUGCAGUGGCUCAAUCGCCUUCUUGCGUCCAUCUGGCCUUUGGUCAACCCCGAUCUGUUUUCUUCUUUAAUUGACAUGAUCGAAGAUGUCAUGCAGGCAUCGCUGCCGAAAGUCAUCAAGAUGGUCAGCGUUGACGAUAUGGGGCAGGGGAAUGAAUCUAUUCGUAUACUCGGCGUCCGCUGGCUUCCUACAGGUGCCGCAAGCAAGACAGUCUCCUCCGGAGGAAAGUUGGAAGGCCCCAAUAAAAAGUCUCAAAGCGAUAGGACAGACGCACAGAACGAACAAGAACAGGACGAAAACGACAGGACUGAUAAGGGGGCUAGCAAGGAGGGUGAUGAGAAAAACGAGCAGGAGGACCAAGAUCAAGUUGCGAUCCGAGAAGGUAUGGAAGCCGAGGAGGGCGAUUUCAUCAACCUUGAACUUGCUUUCUCGUACCGAGCCCGCUCUUCAGGCAAGUCAAUCACUCAGAAGGCUAAGAGCGCCCACAUGAUGCUCAAGUUCUAUCUGCCUGGUGGUAUUGCUGUGCCCGUGUGGGUGGAGCUGCGCGGAAUUGUUGGAACCAUGCGGCUUAGACUACAGCUUACGCCCGAUCCGCCUUUCAUCAGCCUUUGUACUAUCACAUUCCUAGGACAGCCCAAGGCCUCGAUGGCCUGUAUACCAUUGUCGAAACACAGUCUCAACGUUAUGGAUGUUCCUUUGAUUUCCUCAUUUGUGCAAUCUGCUAUCGACGCCGCUCUGGCUGAGUACGUUGCACCAAAGAGUUUGACCCUCAACCUGAAGGAUAUGUUAGUUGGGGAUGACUUCAAGAAGGACACGAUAAGCAAAGGAGUCGUCCUGAUUUUCAUCAAGAGAGCUCGCGGUUUUAAGCAGGGAGAUGGUGGUAUCGGACCGAUGCAAGGGGCCAGUGAUGCUUACGUUACUGUCUCUUGGGGAAAGUUUGGCAAACCAGUCGCUUCAACUCGAAUCAUCAUGGACGACCAAAGCCCCGACUGGAACGAGUACGCUACAAUUCUCGUCUCCCCGGAAGAAUUGAACGCGGAAGAAAAGUUGCGCUUGCAAUUGUGGGAUUCCGACAGAUGGACUGCAGACGACGACCUAGGUCGAGUCGAGUUGGAUUUGAAAUCCUUGAUCCACAAUCCAGAGUCCCAUAACAAGAUCCAGAAACGCGAAGAUCGCUUUACCGGCCAAGACCCAGAUGAGGAAAUGGCUGGCUCUCUUACUUGGAGUGUCGGAUACUUCACCAAGACGAGGAUUCAGCAAUACCAGCUCGAGCAGCAAACUGUUGAUGAUACGAUCAGGACAAAAGAGCAACUCAGAGACCACGUUUCACAAUUAUCCGAGCACAAAUUGCGAGAAGCUGAUAAAUCUUCUGAUGAUGACGAGCUGCACCAACAGAAGGCUCAGGACUACCGGGAACUAGAGGACGCAAUGAUAAUCUCGGCACCGCCAUCUGACGAAUUUCCGUCAGGUAUUCUCAGUGUGCAAAUCCAUAACAUUACCAGUCUUGAGGUGCAAAAAUUGCGGAAGCAGGAUAAGCACAACGAAGGAAAAGAAGACCAGGAAGACGAGUCCGAAAGAGACGACGACAUGCCGGACAGUUAUUGCACGAUUAUUCUCAACCAUAAGAAGACCUACAAGACACGUACUAAGCCGAAAAACUCCAAGCCUUUUUUCAAUGCAGGUAUGGAGCGCUUCAUCCGAGACUGGCGUACCACGGAAGUCAUUGUCAGUGUACGAGACGCUCGCGAGCGCGAAGACGACCCGUUGAUCGGAAUGGUAUAUUUGCCUCUUGCCAAGGUCUUUGAACACAGGACUCAAAUUAUGGAGUCCUACCCGCUGGUAGGAGGCAUCGGCUAUGGAAGAGCGCGCAUAAGUAUGGUAUGGCGAAGCGUUGAGAUGAAACUCCCUCAGCACUUGCGAGGCUGGGAUUAUGGUACACUCGAAGUGAGGGGUGCAAUUACGGCCAAGUCAGGUCUACCUGAUGAAAUCUUGAAGCAUAGGAUCAAGAUUCGCACCAACGUGGGUAAGACUAAGUUUUAUGGCGAAGGUGGCCGAUGGAUGGUCAAAGGAAAGGACGAAUCGGAGAGUGCGUUCCUCGCUGUGCGCAAGAGAUAUUCAUCUCCUCUCGUAAUCGAGUUCCGCAAGUCAGCGCUUGGCCCUGAUAGCACUAUUGCAUUUGCUGUACUGUGGCUUCAAGAGCUUGUUGACGAAGAAGACGAAGUACACAUAAUGAAGGUUUGGAAAGGUGGUAAAGAUCAGCUUAAGAAGGCUGAAUCGUGUUAUGGCUACACAGGCCUGGAAGAGGGCGAGCAGCCAUUAGGCGAGCUCGAAAUUCCGCUCAAGUUCUGGAGAGGUUUAUCUGGUUUCCACAAGGGCUAUGCUGCCAAGGUCAAGAAUGGUGACAUGCGCCAGGUAAUGGAGUGCUUGGACACUAUCAGCGACGAGAAUCUCAAGGAGGAUGGCGAGUUUGACGAUACCGAUGAUGAUUCGGACUCAUUUGAUGAGAGAUGCGAUAGCCAGGCGAAGAAAAAGCUCAAGGUCCACACCAAUGACGACUCGUCCGAUUCUUCAUCAGAUGACGACAAGGGCCACUCCAAUUCAUCAUCAAAUGUUUCAAUAUCGGGGUUCAAAAAGGUCAAGAACAUACUCCGUAACCCCGUUGAAGGGACCAUCGAUACAGCUACCUCGGUCCUGGCACCGGGGCAUGUUGACUCCAACGAUGGGUCAAGAGGCCUCAGAAAUCAGAUGAGAGACUACAAAGACCAUCACAAGCAGCUACAUCGAAAGCACCACGGUAUUAUGCAGUGGCGUGUAGCACGCCAAGCUGAUCACAUGGGAGGGAAAAUGAGCAGGCUUAAGGGAAAGAUUGAGAAUGCUUUUAGUCACACUGAGAAGGACACUGGUGUCGAGACCGAGGUUUGACGGAUGUAAUGAAUAUGAGUAGUAUGAAUCCCAGUGCUGUGUACGAAGUUGUUGGUCAUUACAAAGUCUACCGUUCAAUUCUUAUCCACUGAGCAAUGUAUGAUACAGGGUCUCGAAUUCAAUCAGGUUGUAAUCAAGUCUAGUUAUUGAGAGAAGUAAGUAAUAUGACAUGGCAUAAGCUACCUUGUCGCAGUCAUGUCGAUAUACAUUAAAAUCCAUUAUCAUUGCAUAUCAUUUUGUAUCUAC
This is a messenger RNA of Truncatella angustata, 4459 nucleotides long. RefSeq lists its product as uncharacterized. The record is from RefSeq and is a predicted model, not a curated record. Lineage: Eukaryota; Fungi; Ascomycota; Sordariomycetes; Amphisphaeriales; Sporocadaceae. Gene Ontology annotation, molecular function: lipid binding. The transcript has 2 exons. The coding region runs from base 266 to 4213 and encodes 1315 amino acids.